AAUCUAUCUGAUUUUUUUUUUUUAAUGGUUUAUGUAUGAGAUUAAACGCGAAAUCUGCAGAUUUACUCAGAAGUACAAAGUCUGACAAAGUACAGAAAUUAUUGCGUGUAAUUUAUCCUUGUAAAUUCCUCAAUCUAUCAAGUUUGGAUUUUAUGAAAAAACAAAUAUUUAUUGAUUUCCGUUCCUGAAUCUGUAAAAUUAAACUACAUUUUAAAAAUGAUCUAUAUUGUUAAAAACUAGGAGAAAAAUAUUUUUUAUAUAAUUUCUCAGAAUUGAGAUUUUUUUUAUUUUUGGUGUUUCGUGUAUAUAUUGUACUGCGCGUUCAUGGGGAUGAACAAUGAUUUCUAGUAAAGAUAACUCUUAUCAUCAUUUUCAUACUAAUUAGCUCUAAUCAUUUUUUGAAUUUAUAUAUAAUUAGUUAAUUCAUAGUGAACUAUAGUUAAAAAAUUAUGAAUCUGACAGUAAAGAUUUUCCAUUUCAUGAUUUUGGGAAAACCACAGUUUUUAAUUUCCAUUGAUAAAGGCUCAUUAUGUGUAAUCAUACACUGAUACGUGUUUGCCUGUGUGUGGACCCCCCCGCCCCCCACAAUCCACCCCCACACAUGGGUGGGGUGGGUUGGCACUUUCAGUGAAUUCCCUUUCAUGUAAAGAAGGUGGCUAGGGGAAAGAGGGAACAGCCCAGUAAGGCUCCCAUUGUCAAUGUUGCUGAGUGAACGUGUGUGUGUGUGUGUGUGUGUGUGUGUGUGUGUGUGUAGCUUCAGCCCUCAGAGCAAUGGCACUCUCGUGUGAGAAGACAAAAAGAUGGGGACCAAAAACAAAAGAGUAAACGAGAGAGAGAGACAAACAAGAAAGAGGCAUUUUUAUCCUACACACCCUUCUCUUUACUCUAUUCCCAUAUCCCUAUUCUCUUCCUCUACUCUUACCCUUCUCCAUUUCCAAGGAAGGGAAUUUCAUCAGCUAUUAUUUGAUUUUUCUUCUUUUGAUGUUUCAUUUUUUUACUAUCUUUUUGGUGGGCGUGAUUUUACAGAAUUUAUGCCAGUUUUGAUGAUUAUGGAAAAACCAUUUGCAUUUGUUGGUUGAAGUAAUCAUAUUCAAUCUGGUUCAGAUCUGGAACUCUGUAAAGAUAUUUUUAUCAGGAAAGGGUCUGCUUUUAGAGUAAUUGUUCUGGUUACUUAUUUGUUUAAUUUUCGGUUUAGUAAAAGCCUGUCAAAAAGUGUUUUGAUCAAUAGCAUAUGAAGGGGAUAUCAAUGUGGUCUAAUCUGUAGUUUGGAUGGAUGUGUGUGAAUCAAGGGUAGCAUUACAGAAGCGCUCCACAGUGGAAACUAGAAGACCACCACUGGUGAAUGCUGACAAUAAAAAUGGAACCACUGGACGAUCCCAAACCAGAGAAGUUAGUUCUAGGUAUAGGUCACCUACUCCAUCUACAGCCUCCGGUCCAAAGCGUUGCCCUUCGCCAAAUGCCACUAGAACAACAACAUCGGCAAUUGUAUCAGUAACUAAGAGGUCAGCGUCAGCUGACAGGAAGCGUCCUACCACUCCAUUAUCACCUCCAAGUCCACGUGCAUCAACUCCAGUCCAGGAUACAACUGCAGAAAUGCUACUGGGAUCAAAAAAGAUACUAGGUAAUAAGUUACCAGAGUCUUUAUGGCCAUCUACAGUGCGGAGUCUCAGUGUUUCUUUCCAAUCUGAUACCUUUUCUCUCCCUAUAUGUAAGAGAGAAAAACCAGUGUCUCAUGGUCUUUCUGAUCGCAAUUUGAAGUCAUCAGUGAAUGUAGUGCUUAAACAGGGCAAAGCACCACCGGCUUCAAGGAAGCCUACACCAGAGAGGAAGAGGAGCCCACCUAAAGGAAAGAAUUCUACUGAUCAAUCAGAGAAUUCCAGACCAGUUGAUGGUUUACAUACUCAACUGGUGGAUCAGCAUCGAUGGCCAAGCCGAACAGGUGGAAAAGUGUUCUCCAAUGCUUUAAAAAGAAAUACUGAUCUCACUGAUAAGACUAAUAGAACUUCUUUAACCCAUUCAGUAGCAGGUUCACCAAACCUGAGGAGAUUAUCUUUGGAGGGGGCAAGUAAACCUUUACCAGAAACUUCCUGUGCCUUGUUAACAUGUGUAUCUCGUGAACGUGAGAAAAUAAUAUUCCGGGGUUGUUCAGUUGUUGAUAGUUCACAGAUAAAAAAGACAGUUUCUUCAGCCUCAUUGAAGAGAGAAACUUUAGGGAAUUCUGCUGUUAAACAUCAAUCUUUGCCAACUCCUGGAUCAAGUCCUGCAUCACCCUCUGCCUCUAGAGUCGGUCCAGCCAAAGCAAAGGCUGUCAAUCCUCCUAGAGGACCCAAUCCUGCUCGGGUAAGACCAUCCAGUCCAUCAAAGCAAGCUCAGAGUUCAACAUCUGUCCUCAGGUUUAUUGUGGAUAUUAAGAGAGGCAAGAAGGCUGCAAAUCACAUAGAAGAUGUUCAUCAGUCGCGGUUGCUAUACAAUCGACUCUUGCAAUGGCGAUAUGCCAAUGCUAGGGUAAAUUCUGCACUGCAUUCUCAGAAAAUAAAGGCAGAGGUAUGAGACAGUAUUU
Messenger RNA from Olea europaea var. sylvestris, 2560 nucleotides. RefSeq names its product AUGMIN subunit 8-like. NCBI's taxonomy places the organism in Eukaryota, Viridiplantae, Streptophyta, Magnoliopsida, Lamiales, Oleaceae. Gene Ontology annotation, biological process: spindle assembly; centrosome cycle. The transcript has 2 exons. Gene Ontology annotation, molecular function: microtubule binding. Bases 1270 to 2550 code for a protein of 426 amino acids. Gene Ontology annotation, cellular component: cytoplasm; centrosome; nuclear microtubule. The record is from RefSeq and is a predicted model, not a curated record.